AAUAACGUGCGCAUGUGCAACCGUAUUUUUUUCCCGCUCUUUUCAUCUCCGGACUGUCAGCUAGCUAGCAUUUUCAUUUAAAACGGCCUUUUAACUAACAGAAAUGGUUCUUAGAUUUCAUGUCACGUAUAAGCUGGCAAAACAUGUUAUCGAAUUACAAGCUGACACUGGAAUAGUCUCUGAUAUAACCGAAAUCAUUUAUGAAAAAUUCAACAUACAAAAGAGAAAUGAAAUUACACUUCAAUAUUAUGAGAAAGACUUUGAAGACUGGGUGAACCUAGAACUAAAUUCAUCUUUGCAAAAUAUGAUGAAGUUGAAAGUUGAGGCUGUUGUUAGAGAAUCGUCUGACAGUGAAAUUCCUGAUGUUCCAGCAGAAUCUGCCGAUAAUGUACGUAAAGUGACUGGACAACAUAUCAAUACUGAAAUUGCAGUAGAAAAUUGUAAUUUAUCUACAGCAACAACCACUCGAUUACCCCGUCCUUGGCCAACCAAGUUUAUAUUCCCUGCAUAUGCUUUACGAGCAGGAGUGGUCCAGAAACUGGAAAGUGGUGAACAAUUAAGCAGGGCUGAUCGCUCACAGGUGACAGAUGCCAUCUAUAAUGAAGUUACAAAAUAUACAUACAAAUCUUAUCUAUCCAUUGCUUUGCGAAAAGGAUCAGAAAAGAAGGAUGAUUAUAGUAAAAUUACGGUAUCUGAUUUAAAGAAUGUUAACAAAGUCGAAGAGAUUUUGAAAUCUGAUAAAGGUUAUAAAUUCUUAAAACAAAUACGUGGAACUCCACCUUAUUGGCAAGCAACACAGAAAGAUGUAGUGGCAAUGGUUAGGCAGAUUGGGAUGCCAACAUAUUUUCUUUCAUUUUCAAGUGCUGAUCUUCGUUGGGAAGAAAUAAUGAAGACAUUGUUAAGUCAGACAGGAGACCAAAGAAAAAUAGAUGAAUUGGAAUGA
Messenger RNA from Anneissia japonica, 943 nucleotides. RefSeq lists its product as uncharacterized. Bases 104 to 943 code for a protein of 279 amino acids. The record is from RefSeq and is a predicted model, not a curated record. The transcript is spliced from 4 exons. NCBI's taxonomy places the organism in Eukaryota, Metazoa, Echinodermata, Crinoidea, Comatulida, Comatulidae.